Molecule: messenger RNA, 657 nt
Organism: Desarmillaria tabescens
Lineage: Eukaryota; Fungi; Basidiomycota; Agaricomycetes; Agaricales; Physalacriaceae
Exons: 2
Coding region: 1-657 (218 amino acids)
Source: RefSeq, a predicted model, not a curated record
AUGCUCACAAAGUUCAGUCCGGUUAAGCAUCCCAAGUCCAACAGCAUUGGUGGCCUCAUGUCCAAUUGGGAGAAGGUGUACCAACAAAGCGAUCCCAUGGCAUCUACAACUUCGCUGGCAGCUUCCAGUACAGGGGAUAAUGAAGACGAAAAUCAGCCCCAGGCUAUUGGUGAGUUUCAUGAAGUCGACGAUGUCGAGAUUGUCAGAGAAGCAAGAAAGGCCAAGUCCAAGUCUCAGAGUAAUGUCAAGGCUCAGGCAACCAACCGUGCCAUCAAGGUCGAAAAGAAAUCCAUCACGGUGGAACUGGAGUUAGCUAACAUCAAUGAAAUUGAUGGGAAGGAGCAUGGGAAACCCAAGUCGAGAAAGACUGUGUGGAAGUUCGAAGACUUGCCUCUUCCCACUGCUGCUGAUGUCAAGCUGUUCAAACAGAAUGUGGUGGUACCAAUCCUAGAUUGGACUGCAACACUUGAGAACCUCUUCAGCGCCAACAGCCACUCUGACUUGAGGCCGACUGUCAUUCGCUUAUGGACUGACACGUUUGCCCACCUGCCCAAGUAUCUCGAUGACGUGAAGAAGGAACCUCGUGCAGAGCAUCCGGUGAUGUGCUCGGUAACGGGCAGUGUGCAAAUGAAACUAGCAUCUAGAUCGUCAAUCUAG